AUGGUAGGACUGGCUCUGGUUAUUUACUUUAGCCUUUCACCUGUCUAUUCACCUACAUCAAAAACCACUACUCCUCAUUUAACAGUUUUUUCUUCCCAAACCCAUAAAGUUACUCUGCAACCGACGACUUCCAACCCUAACCUUCCUCCUGCGAAUCCCUCUAGCUCUAGCUUUUCAUCUGUCUUUCCACCUACUUCUUUCACACCCCCUAGAACACCUGUUACCUUUGCUACCACUAUACCCAUAUCUUAUACUACUACAAUACCCAUAUCUUAUACUACUACAUCCACAUCUUAUACUACUAUGCCCACAUCUUAUUCUACACCUGUAGUCCAAUAUCUUGAUACAGGAAAAACUGCGAUUAGUUAUCAAAUCUUUUUCUCUCUUAGUAUUCUAGUCAUAAUGUCUGACUUAAAAAGUGAACAAAACGCAGAUAGCUCUUUUAAUUUUAAUGGUUCGAAUGGCCAGGAAUUUCUUACCAGACCUGAACCUUCUGAUGUAGGUUCAAAUCCAGAAGAAUCUCAACAAUCAAGCGGAGGUCCUAUAAGAAGAAAAAAUAAUGCAAAAUCUCCCAUGGACGAGUUCUUUGAACGAACAAAAGAAUCUCAAACUUGUAAAAUAUGUAAAAAAAUGUAUGCCGGAAUUGGUGAAACUUCAACUGGUACUUUAAAAACUCACUUACGAAGGAAUCAUCAAUCUGAAUUUGAACGAGGUGCUCAACAGACUGAUUUUGAACGAAAAACUCGAACUACUUUAAAUUUUCGGAAAGUAACUCCGUAUACUAGACAAGAUAAUUUUGAACGAAGUAGAUCUUUGAUUAAUUGGAUAGUAUCAACAAUGCAACCUUUUUCUGUUAUAGAGGAAGAAUCUUUUAUCGAAAUGAUAAAAAAACUUGAUCCACAUUAUCAUUUACCAAGAGGACAGUAUAUAAAAUCUCAUGAUCAAAAAAUACCAUUUUUGGUUCCACAAAUCGACAAUGAAACUCAAUGGAGAUCAACGUAUUUGAUGAUUGAAAAGGUAAAACAAAUGCAAAUACAAGUGAACAUGCUUUUCUUACAACAUCAAGAUGAAUUUAUCGAUUCGUACCCUGAUGAUAAUGAUUGGUCAAAUAUAAAUGAAUUGCUUACUGUCUUAUCCCCAUUUUAUUCGGCUGCUUUAACACUUUCUUCAUCUGUAUAUCCAACAAUGGGUGAUUUUCAACUUACUCUUUGGAUUUUAAGACAACAUUUACAGCAUGAAAUAUCAGUUAAUGCUACUCGAAACGUUGUGGCUGAUGCUGUACUUCGUAUUUUGGAUCAAUAUUGGUCAAUUAUCGAUGAUACUUCAAAAAUUGCUUCCGUGUUGGAUCCACGUACAAAGUGCACAAUUUUUCAACAAGGAUCAGAAACUGAAAAUGUGAUAAAUUCUAUUCGGGCCAUGAUGGCUUCUUACACGCCUACAUCUUUAGAUAUUCCUGAAAGCUCUAACUCUGUUAUAACACCUACAUCAGAUCCAACACUCUUAUCAUCGUAUCAUUCUCCAACAUUUAAUAGAAUUGAUGCUCGAGCACAUCUUAGAUCUCUCACAAACCAAUUCCUUCCAGUUACACAACCUAUCACAAGCAACGAGUUAGAACAAUAUCUUUCUUUUCCUGGUGGUGAGGAUUGUGAACCCUUGAUAUGGUGGAAAGCCCACAAAAAAAAGUUCCCGGUUCUUGCCGCGAUGGCGCAAGAUUAUCUUACGAUUCAAUCAUCGAGCGUUUCUUGCGAACAUGCUUUUUCCAUUUCCAGUUCAAUUUUUCACAAAUCACGAGGUAAGCUAAACCCAGAAAUUGCCCGACCACUUUUGUGUUUACAUAGUUGGAUAAUUGAAAAGAUUGGUGAAAAUGGAGGUAUGGAUGAUCAAGCGAGUAGUGAUGAUGAUAGUAAUCUAAAGGUUGAAAUGAAAACAGAUAACAUUGGUGAAAAAUAA
Molecule: messenger RNA, 1950 nt
Organism: Dentiscutata erythropus
Lineage: Eukaryota; Fungi; Glomeromycota; Glomeromycetes; Diversisporales; Gigasporaceae
Source: the annotation of a GenBank genome assembly